Molecule: messenger RNA, 2405 nt
Organism: Pseudogymnoascus verrucosus
Lineage: Eukaryota; Fungi; Ascomycota; Leotiomycetes; Thelebolales; Thelebolaceae
Gene: THR4
Product: threonine synthase
Exons: 3
Coding region: 187-1890 (567 amino acids)
Biological process (GO): L-threonine biosynthetic process
Molecular function (GO): threonine synthase activity; pyridoxal phosphate binding
Source: RefSeq, a predicted model, not a curated record
AUUCAAUUUAGUUGCCAAUUGACCAAUUAAUGAUUUUUAAAUUCCAUGUAUUUAUUUCCAUUUUUGACUCAUAUAGACUAUUAAAUACCGCAUCGCUCCCGUCUGGUCCCCUUCCCCAUAUUUCAAACAUCUCCAGAUCCUCAUCUUAUCUUGAGAUCUCCCUCUCCCCCAUUCUUCAACCAAAUCAUGGCUCCCAGCGCUGUCCAUUUCACGGGCGAUGUCCCCUCCAAGCUGGCCACCGCCGCCAAUGCGAACGCGGCGUCACAAGAAAAAGCAAAUAUCGCCAGCCACACCCCCUCGCAGCGCUACCUAAGCACACGCGGCGGGGAAUACAGCCUCUCCUUUGAAGAUGUCGUCCUCAAGGGCCUCGCAUCCGACGGUGGUCUCUUCAUUCCAGAGGAGAUUCCCUCUUUACCCGCCGACUGGGAGUCCGCCUGGAGCGACCUCUCCUUCGCCGACCUCGCCCACGCCAUCCUCUCGCUCUACAUCUCGCCGUCUGAGAUCCCCUCCGCCGACCUGAAGGAGAUCAUCGAUCGCAGUUACUCCACCUUCCGCGCCCCAGAGACCACCCCGCUCGUCCCGCUGGACCAGGAGAAGAACCUGUACCUGCUGGAAUUAUUCCACGGCCCAACCUGGGCGUUUAAGGAUGUUGCGCUGCAAUUACUGGGAAACCUGUUUGAGUACUUCCUUGUGAGGCGCAAUGAGGGCAAGACCGGAAAGGACAGGCAUCAUCUCACUGUCGUUGGUGCGACAAGUGGCGACACCGGAUCCGCCGCCAUCUACGGUCUGCGCGGCAAGAAGGAUGUCUCCGUCUUCAUCCUGCACCCCAAGGGUCGCGUCAGCCCAGUCCAGGAGGCCCAGAUGACCACCGUCCUCGACGCCAACGUCCACAACCUUGCCGUCGAAGGCACCUUUGACGAUUGUCAAGACACUGUCAAAGCCCUCUUCGCCGACCCCAUCACCAACGCCAGCCAAAAGCUCGGCGCCGUCAACUCCAUCAACUGGGCCCGCAUCCUCGCCCAAACAACCUACUACUUCGCCUCCUACUUCUCUCUUCAAAAGCGCCUCCCCGCCUCCGCAAAGCCGCGCUUCGUCGUCCCCACCGGCAACUUCGGCGACAUCCUCGCCGGCUACUUCGCCAAGCGCAUGGGUCUCCCCGUCGACAAGCUCGUCUGCGCAACCAACGAGAACGACAUCCUCGACCGCUUCUGGCGCACCGGCACCUACGAGAAGAACCCCUCCCACUCCCCCUCCGCGACCGAAGGCCUCGCAGUCGACGGCGCAAAGGCCCACACCGAUGGUGUCCGCGAGACUCUCAGCCCAGCAAUGGACAUCCUCGUCUCCUCCAACUUCGAGCGUCUCCUCUGGUUCCUCGCGUACGAGUACGCCUCCGGCGCCGGCAUGGACGACGAGUGGACCAAGCAGCAAGCCGGACAGGAAGUCGCAGCAUGGCACGCGCAGCUCAAGUCCGCGGGCGGCUUCUCCGUCAACACCGAGAUCCUCAAGUUCGCGCAGCGCGAUUUCGACAGCGAGCGCGUGACGGACGCCCAGACUACGGUUACUAUUGCCGAUUUCUUCGACAGUGCGAAGUACGUCCUCGAUCCGCAUUCUGCGGUUGGUAUUGCCGCGUCGCUGCGUAGUAUGGCUCGCGCGGAGGGGGUGCCGCAUAUCUCGCUUGCGACUGCGCAUCCGGCAAAGUUUGCGGGCGCGGUGGAGGUUGCGCUUAAGGACAAAGAUUUCGAUUUCUCGAGCGUGCUGCCGGAGGAGUUUGUUGGUCUCCAGGAGAAGGAGAGGAGGGUUACGGAUGUGCCUGCUGGUGCGGGGUGGGAGGGCGUGAGGGAGAUUGUGGUGAAGCAGGUUGAGGAGGAGUUGAGGGGGGAGAGGGCGUAGGUCCUGGAUGGAAGAGGGGGGUUAUAGAGAGAGAGAGAGGUUACAUAUAUAUGCUUACUAGAGCGGAGGAGGGGAUACAAAGAGAGAGAGACAGUCAGUCUGCAGGACUAUAAACUACACACACGCAAACACAAACACAUACCGAGAUUUGGGAGGGGUAUCUAAAGUAGCUGCUCGGUCUACGUCAGAUAAUUGGCGCAAUUUUGAAUUUUUGGGUAGAAUAUUUGCUUGCAUAGGUCUUAUCUAUCCAUGUGGCUCUUCAACUUCGCACUGGAGACGGGAAUGGCGAGGAGAGAGUGGCUGAACAUGGGAUUGGAAAGGAUAAUGACUGAAUCAUAUUGGGUGGCCUAUUUGGUAUAUACAGUACAUAUAGCAGGCAUAGAACGCAAGGUCAUGAGUCCUCGCAAAUACUACAUUUUUCAGGUGCACCAUCAUACGCAUAACUGCUGCUAUCAAACAUCGGUCAAUCCACGCUCAGACAUCAAUCACUCAAGAUCAAACAUCAACAACCCAAA